Purpureocillium takamizusanense is the source of this 2826-nucleotide messenger RNA. RefSeq names its product substrate-specific activator of APC-dependent proteolysis (gene CDH1). Gene Ontology annotation, molecular function: anaphase-promoting complex binding; ubiquitin ligase activator activity; protein binding. The transcript is spliced from 3 exons. Bases 601 to 2436 code for a protein of 611 amino acids. Gene Ontology annotation, biological process: positive regulation of ubiquitin protein ligase activity; positive regulation of anaphase-promoting complex-dependent catabolic process; anaphase-promoting complex-dependent catabolic process. Lineage: Eukaryota; Fungi; Ascomycota; Sordariomycetes; Hypocreales; Ophiocordycipitaceae. The record is from RefSeq and is a predicted model, not a curated record. Gene Ontology annotation, cellular component: anaphase-promoting complex.
CAGCUGUCAACCACACUCGUCGUCAAUCACUUCACGCUUCGCUCAUACGACUCUCCCCACGGUGCCGCCCCCCGCGCGACGCAUCCCCUCACCUACCAUCUGAGGCAAACACUGCUGUUUGCCGGCCGUCUUUGGCAUCGCCGCAGCUUUUCCGCUUACCGCAUUCCCCCCUCCUGCACGUCGACUCCAUCCCGCCCUUCGCUGCCACCGCCCGUUUUGCCUCGUGAACUCCCUUCGGACAGCCUCUCCUGCCACAACCCCCGAGUCCUCGAGCUUUCACAAUCGGGUAAUGCGCCUUCAACCUCCGGAAUAGUGCCACGCGGUCCACGAGGGUGCUGCGCAGGAGACGCAGGGAGCUGCCGGCGUAGAAGCACUCAAGCUGGUAACGUCUCUGGAUGGUCGUCGCAAGGACCCAAGGCAGAGCUCCGGACCAUCCAUCAUCCACGACCUUAUCGCACGUCCGGGAUUCUCCAAUCGACAGCCACCUCGGAACGCGAGUCUGGCUCUAUUCUGAGCAGUUCUCCCACCGCGAGGUCUCGCGCAAAUUCCGACACCAGCCACCCCGAAUCCAAACUCACCAUCUUCGGCAUUGUUCGUGCCAUGCAACCCGAAGCCGCGGGCCCGGCGGUAACGGGCUCCUCCUCCAAGCGGAGUAUCAGUGAUACCAGGACACCCACCAUGCACAGUCCUGCCAGGCCGUCUACGCCCCCUCCCCUGUCCGACCAACUUUCCUCAGAAGUUAGACAAGGUGGUGAUGGCGACGGGUCUGGGAGGAUACGCAGUCGUACAAGGGCCAGCGAUGGGGCUGGAAGGUCGGCCGCCGUGGAAGCGCAAGUCGUUGAUAGCGCUUUGCUAAGAGAGCUUCAACGGCCCCAUCGAGAGAGCACGCCAAGUGCUAGCCCCCAUCGCAAACGGCAAAGAAUAAACGGUGACCGGUUCAUACCUUCUCGCGCCGGCCAGGACCUCCAAGCCAGCUUCAGCCUUCUCCACGACGACGGGUCGCCAGCCACACCCUCAAGACAGAAGAAACGUACGCCACAUGGCGAACUUCAUUUUCAAAAGACCGAGGAAGCAAACCGCACGUUUUCCACUCUGCUUCGGGCUGAGCUCUUCGACAGCUCGGUGCCUCAAGCAUCGACUCCCGUACUGGCUUCUGAGAAUGCACUUUCGUCGUCUGUUCAGGCCCAUGCGAACAAUGGUGCGCGCGCACAUACGCCGCCGAUCAACGGCUCGGCUCCGUCGCUUCCUUCUUCCCUGACUCCGUCCACACCUCACAAGAACCUCUUCUCAUACAUGUCACCACGCCACCAAAGCCAUGUGGCAGGCCACCCAACGCCCACAAAAACGCCGCAGAGUCGUCAUGGGCCCAAUCUGGACACGAGAGCCGAAAUCUACAGCCUUUCGCCAGUCCGGUUUGGAAGCCAGCAGCUGCUCCUGAGCCCCCGAAGACAACCUCGGGCGGUGAGCAAGGUACCAUACAAGGUUCUGGAUGCCCCCGAGCUCGCCGAUGAUUUUUACCUGAAUCUGGUUGAUUGGGGAAGCGCAAACGUGCUGGGUGUCGGGUUGGGAUCCAGCGUCUACAUGUGGAACGCCCAGACAAGUAAGGUCAACAAACUUUGCACGCUCGAGGACGAUACUGUCACCAGCGUCUCAUGGAUCCAAAAGGGAACCCACCUGGCUAUUGGUACUGGGAAGGGGCUUGUCCAGAUUUGGGACGCUGAGAAGACGAGACGGUUACGGACGAUGACCGGGCACACGGCGCGCGUAGGGUCGCUGGCCUGGAACACACACAUCCUGACAUCGGGAUCGCGUGACAGACUGAUAUACCAUCGGGACGUUCGGGCUCCUGAUCAGUGGCUCAGAAAGCUCGUUGGACACAAGCAGGAAGUCUGCGGUCUCAAGUGGAACUGCGAAGAUGGCCAGCUCGCCAGUGGGGGAAACGACAACAAGUUGAUGGUCUGGGAUAAGCUCUCGGACACACCACUGUGGAAGUUCUCGGACCACACCGCAGCCGUAAAGGCCAUCUCAUGGUCUCCACACCAACGAGGUCUACUCGCUUCCGGCGGAGGCACAGCUGAUCGACGCAUCAUCUUCCACGACACAGUCAAGGGAUCGGUCAUCAACGAAAUCGACACGGGUAGCCAGGUCUGCAAUAUUGCCUGGUCAAAGAACUCCAAUGAGAUUGUGUCCACACACGGGUACAGUCAGAACCAGAUUGUCGUGUGGAAGUACCCUUCAAUGACGCAGGUUGCGAGCUUGACAGGUCAUACGUAUCGUGUGCUGUACUUGGCUAUGAGCCCAGACGGCCGCGUGGUCGUGACGGGCGCAGGGGACGAGACGCUGCGCUUUUGGUCUGUCUUUGGCCGUCGGCCAGGAGCCCGAGAAGAAGGAGAGAAUGGCGGUGGACGACUGGCGGACUGGGGCAUCAUUCGAUAAGGCUCUCAACAUGCGCAUCGACAUAACGGUCUAAGGGAAAUGGGCAUGUUCAGGCUCAGCCAACCGUGGGCCUGUCGAGCUUCCUUGGCGCCAUUUGGUUCAAUACGAACAGCACUAAUGGUGAGAGUCUUCGCUCUUUCCUUCGCUCAUUGGGUUUGUCUAGACAGUGGCGCUUGUGGGCUGCCUUUACUUUGCCACCACUCAACUUCAGUGCUAACUGAAUGUCGAUACGGUGUCCAUGGACUUGCGGGCGAGAAAAGGGUGUUUGGGGCUGCACGGGGCAAGUAGCGUCUGUGUAGCGAUUAUUGUUGGCAUUUUAUUCGGGCAUAGCGCAAUCCAGAGAAGGUGACGCUUCUCGACGCAAGAAUCAAACUACUCUUUACAUCUUGA